AUAUGAUUAAUGAGACAAAUUGUGUAUCGCAUCUUAGGGUGCUCUAUACAAUAAGAAGGAAGAUGUAGACUGCAGAACAACGUGUGCGUCCGCAGGGUGUUUUAUUGCCCUUUUAGCAUGUGGAUUUAAUCAAUCUUUAUGUCCAAGGCUUUUCAACCUCGCGAAUAGUAGGUUUAUUAGAUCGUUAUGGCGACAUCGCGUGUGGCGGAAAUUACAGCGUCGUUGACGAUAACCUAUGUGGCGGCUGUCACGGCUGUGGCGCUGAGAAUCUUCUCAAGAAGAUUGACAGGCGUUGCUCUCGCAUUUGACGACUAUGCGGCUGUCGCCGCCGGAUUUUGUGCUACUGUGUUCUUCGCCAUGAAAGUUUAUGCGUUGACAAACGGUCUUGGCCGCCAUAUUCAAGACAUCCAUAAAACCACCCCAGUGAUCACGACUCAACAUAUCAUGCGCGACCUCUGGGCAGAUGAUAUACCGUACUCAAUCGGCGUCUGUCUGGCGAAACUCUCCAUUUUGUGGCUUUACUGGCGCAUGUUCAAACACUCGAGGAUUAGAAUACCGAUUCAGGUAAUGGCUGCUUUGAGUGUAAUGUGGUUUAUUGCACGACUCGUCAUGACGGCGAUCCAGUGCAUUCCAAUUCAUGCGCUCUGGGACUACAGUGUCAAAGGAGUCUGUCCGAUUGACCCUGCGAAGUCGUUCAUUGCGACCUGCGCCACACACGCUAUCAUCGACUUCAUCAUCGUUCUACUUCCCGUAUUUGAAGUCGCCAAACUACAUCUCCCUCCGAUCCAAAAGUUCAGUGUCGCCCUAAUGUUCACUUCUGGACUACUGUGAGCUUACGCUCCUCUUCAUCCCUCCGCCUUGCAGACUGCUGACCUCUUUGACCUGCAGCGUGGCUUGCGCUGCUGCAUUCCAAACAU
Mytilinidion resinicola is the source of this 917-nucleotide messenger RNA. RefSeq lists its product as uncharacterized. The transcript has 5 exons. Bases 187 to 831 code for a protein of 214 amino acids. The record is from RefSeq and is a predicted model, not a curated record. NCBI's taxonomy places the organism in Eukaryota, Fungi, Ascomycota, Dothideomycetes, Mytilinidiales, Mytilinidiaceae.